Messenger RNA from Hemibagrus wyckioides, 2193 nucleotides. RefSeq names its product transcription factor B2, mitochondrial (gene tfb2m). Lineage: Eukaryota; Metazoa; Chordata; Actinopteri; Siluriformes; Bagridae. The record is from RefSeq and is a predicted model, not a curated record. The coding region runs from base 187 to 1479 and encodes 430 amino acids. Gene Ontology annotation, molecular function: rRNA (adenine-N6,N6-)-dimethyltransferase activity; mitochondrial transcription factor activity. Gene Ontology annotation, cellular component: mitochondrial matrix. Gene Ontology annotation, biological process: transcription initiation at mitochondrial promoter; rRNA methylation. The transcript has 9 exons.
CGUGGCCAGUCAGAAUACGGGUGGGAAAAGCGUCUUGCUCCACGCUUGUGUUCAAUGUGACAUUAGAGUGUUUGUGGAUGAAGAGAGAAGAAGUGAGGUUCCUCACAGCGCCGUGUGUUCAUCAGCUGCCGAGGAAACUCCACGCACUCCACAGGCCGGGCAACCCACCCCCACCCCGGCAGGGUCAUGUCCGUGUGCAGCAGGAGUAGGGUUCUAGUGCGGUCUGUGAAGGUUCUGUUAGCCCCGCCCCCGGGGUGGCGCUCUCUCUCCACGUCAGCGUGUGUGUUUUCAGUGGGGGAGUGGAGGAGGGCGUCGGUGGGUGGAUGCAGGGUGGAACAGGCGUCUCGCUCCUCAGGGAGAACAUGCAGGAACCUCUCCGCCGCCGCCGCCAACUUCCUAAAUCAGCUCCGCCCCCUGAGCCGCUACGACCCGCUGGACCUGGGUGAGGUGGAGGAGAACACGCGCAAGGCUCUCACCUGCAGACACCUGAGGCGCUUCAUCAUCGACCCCGAGCUCGCACGCGUGGUCACUGAGCACCUCACACCAGACAUCGACGAGGGCAAGGCCGUCAUAUUCGAAUGCAACCCAGGACCGGGUGUGUUAACCCGCACACUGCUGAACUGUGGAGCUCACAGAGUGGUGGCGCUAGAGAGUGAUAAAUCCUUCCUCCCUGAGCUGCAGGAGUUGGAGUCUAAGCUGGAUGGACAGUUGCAGGUGGUCCACUGUGAUUUCUUUAAGCUGGAUCCAAUCGGUCAGGGCAGCAUGAAGCCUCCAGCCAUGUUCUCAGAGAAACUCUUCACACAACUUGGGAUCUCUGAGGUGCCAUGGACAGCAGAUGUACCGGUGAAGGUGGUGGGAAUUUUCUCUCAGAGGAACGAGAGGAACAUGUUGUGGAAACUGAUCUACGCUCUGUACGAACGCCUGAGUGUGUUCCGCUACGGCCGAGUGGAGCUCAUCAUGUUCAUCAGUGAGAGAGAGUACACUAAGCUGGCAGCGAGGCCUGGAGACUUCAGGAACUAUCAGGCUCUGAGCGCUCUGUGGCAGAUGGCGUGUGAUGUGGAGCUGCUGCACCAGGAACCUUGGACUUCUUUUGUUACAGCGUCAAAGCACGGAGGUCCAGCGAUACCCAAAAGCACUCAUGUUCCUAACGAUCACCUGUGCUUGGUGAGGAUCACUCCUCGUGAAGAUUUCUUUUCGUCCUCCGUCACGCCCUUUAACAGCAGCACACUGGUGAUGAUGGUCAAACAGUGUCUCACUAAACGCCGCUGCAGACUCAUCGACAAGCUCGAUUCAUGGAGCGCGGGCAGUGGCACAAACAUCCUUCUGCAGAUGGGACUCUUCGAGGACGUGAUGACCGGACAGAUCUCCCCGAACGAGUACAAACGGAUGUUCGAGCUGAUGGAGAAAUCAGAGGAGUUCACACAGAGCUGGCUUUAUGACGAGAUCCUAGAGAACACCAAAAACACAGGCUGUAGAUAAAACCUACACACACUGUUGAUUUUGUUGUGUGAUAAAUCAUCAUAUUUAUUUAUCACAACUUGCAGUAUAAUCACCAUGUAAUAAUAAUAAUAAUAGUAAUAAUAAUCUAGAUUAAAUAUUAUAAUUAGUUUUUUUUUUUUUUUUUUUUUUUUUUUUUUUUACAAAAUAAAGCUCUGGACGUUCUUAAGUGUUAAAUAAUGUUCCUGUGGAAGCCUUCUGUAAUAAAAUGUUGAUAAUAAACAAGAAGUUAACGUUCAGAAACCAGCCUCUACAACAUGACAGUAUACUUUAUAACUUCUUCUGAUCUCAUGGUUUGAACAAUAAAAUAAUUCAGCUGCUUCUAGAGUUACAAGGCUAAUGAUAAUGAAGCUGAUGGAGGUGAUGGAGGUCUGCAGCCAGGAGAUUAGUGAGAUGUUCUCCAGAAUCUUGAUCUGAACACAAUACAGUCAUGAUAUUUUCUGGAAUAUUAUUUCUUUCUCUUUUUUUUUAAUUUUAUUUUAAACAUUUUGUCUCCUAAACUUAUCCUAUAGAGUGUAUAUAAUUUGUAUAAAAUAAAUAAAGCAGAGUUUCCCAUGCUGGAGAUCUGGUGCUCUCACAGUCCCAGCAGCGAGAUGUCACCUGGAGGUUUUUUUAAGAAAAACUGUUUUUUCCCCCAUCUUUAAUGUAUAUAUUAAUGCUGUGAAUAUAAAAUUCUAAUAAAGAGAGAAUAAAGAA